Messenger RNA from Metschnikowia bicuspidata var. bicuspidata NRRL YB-4993, 1425 nucleotides. Its product is annotated as RBR-type E3 ubiquitin transferase. NCBI's taxonomy places the organism in Eukaryota, Fungi, Ascomycota, Pichiomycetes, Serinales, Metschnikowiaceae. Gene Ontology annotation, molecular function: ubiquitin conjugating enzyme binding; ubiquitin protein ligase activity; zinc ion binding. The record is from RefSeq and is a predicted model, not a curated record. The transcript has a single exon. The coding region runs from base 1 to 1425 and encodes 474 amino acids. Gene Ontology annotation, cellular component: cytoplasm; ubiquitin ligase complex. Gene Ontology annotation, biological process: ubiquitin-dependent protein catabolic process; positive regulation of proteasomal ubiquitin-dependent protein catabolic process; protein polyubiquitination.
AUGGACGGAUUUGAUGCUCGCUCUGAAGAGCUCGAGACAAUAGAAGCCAUCUAUCUGGAUUUGGCAGUCAUCGAUGCUGUGGCCUUCUCAGGGAAAGUGAGUAUUCCUAUAGAUCUUGAGAAUCCUGUGCCAGUGAUUCUUUCGUCGGAAACCCAUGUAGAGGAUAGCUGCGUAACUUCUCUCCCGCCUUUGCAGUUUAGCUUCCAACUCCCGGAGCUAUAUCCCUACAAAGAGCCCCCCGAAAUCAGAAUCUCCUCAUCCGCUUUCCCACCGGAAACACUCGGGGGCUUCUGCUCAGAAAUGCUAGGGAUCUGGCGAAAUACAAAAGACCAGGUUUUAUUUGCGAUGGUGGAUUUCCUCCAACAAAAAGCACUGGAACAUUCCAAGACACUUGUGGGGAACUAUAUAAGUUGUAAAGGUAGUCGGGACUAUUACGACGAGAUUCUAGCGUAUGACCGGGAAAAGAGCCAGCUAGCAUUCAAUGCGUCGACGUUCACAUGCGAGAUCUGCCAGCGAGGCUUGAAGGGAGAAAAGUGCGUGCAGUUUCCAGGGUGUGGGCAUGUAUUCUGCCGGGCCUGUGUCCGAAGUUUUUUCGAGUCUUUGAUUGAAGCAGGCGAGGUCGAAAAAGUACACUGUCCGGAAUUUGAAUGUGGGAGACUAGCGCUUCUAGAGCGAGAAAAGCAACUCCGCCUAGACUUCGCCACACAACCAAACUUCGAUUUUGAAAACUUUAAGCGUAAAAUCAUGGACCCUCCAAUUGAGGCACAUGUGCUCCAGCGCAUAUUGGGCCAAACUGCAGCUGGAAAAGCGCUUUUUGAAAAAUACACCACAAUUCACGCGGCCCACCAGCAUGCUUUAAUUGCCAAAUUAUUUCCCAUGCGGCUAGUUGCAUGUCCCCGCAGCCACUGUCCUGCAAUGAUCUUUAGAGAAAACACCCAGGACCGGCUUGUUGUGUGCCGAAAAUGCGAGUAUGCUUUUUGCAAUACAUGCCGCAAAUCUUUUCACAGUAGCAGCAUCGACUGUUCCCGAAAAAAAGAUGAGAGGUUGUAUCAUGGCAUAGCGAUUGAAGAUAUCGAAGUCUGGAUUGCCGAUGGAAAGUCUUCGCCUGCGGGGAACGAACUCAGGUGCAAAUACGGACAUGAACUUCUCAAAAAAGUGGCUGAUGAAUACACCAUGGACAAGCUAUUCAAUGAAAUGUUACAAACAGAACUGCACGAUUUCAGCACCUGUCCUACUUGUGACAUAGUCGUCCAGAGGCUGGAGGGCUGUAACAAGAUGAGGUGCUCACACUGUUAUACGUUUUUCUGUCAUUUGUGCAGUGCUUAUUUGGACCAGGAUCAUCCAUACGAUCACUUCAAAGACAAAAGUAGUUCAUGCUAUAACCGUUUGUUUCAGGGGAUGCCAGGCACAGAGGACUUGGAUUAG